Molecule: messenger RNA, 1232 nt
Organism: Nerophis lumbriciformis (worm pipefish)
Lineage: Eukaryota; Metazoa; Chordata; Actinopteri; Syngnathiformes; Syngnathidae
Source: RefSeq, a predicted model, not a curated record
CAGCCUGAGAUAUGGAGGUGGGAUUUUUUCAUCUGUUGCUGGAUGCGUCGGCAUAUAGACCAUAGUAAUGCCUGCACCAAGGAAAAGCCCGACAUCGGAGGAGUUCGAGGAGAUGAGGUUCACACUCCACUCCCUAUGCGGCGAUAUGACUGCGGUAAGAGAGCACCAGGAGCAGCUCUUGGGCCUACUGGAGGAGGUAAAGCAACUACGCCUCCAGAACGUGGAAAAAGACCGGCGCAUUGUGGACCUGGAGCGGCGAGUGGAUGAGCUGGAGCAAUACUCCCGCAUGAAUGAUGUGGUCAUCACCAGCGUUAAGAUCAAGCCGCGCUCCUACGCGCGUGCGGUGGCCGCGGACAGCGGGGAGCCCAGCGUGCAGGAGAUACAGUCGGUGGAGCAGCAGGUGGCUUCCUAUCUCCAGAGCAGGGGAAUAGAGAUGGACCUGGAGCACAUCGAGGAUUGUCACCCACUGCCCAUGAGGAACCAGAGACCACCAGCUGUCAUCAUGAGAUUCACAAACAGAAAAAAGAAAAUCGCACUAAUAAAGCAAGGACGCAAACUCAAAGUUUUCUCUUCGCCCUACCCUGCACUGUGGCUGUUGAAGCAGAGAUCAUUGAUCAGGAUGUCACCACACAACUCAUGGGACCACUGUCAUUAUUUCACCUCCAGCAGACAGACAGUGUCAAUGAGUAUGGUAAAUGAGUGAGAGUGAAUGAGUGAGUGAGUGAGUGAGUAAGUGAGUGAGUGAGUGAUAAGAAGAAUUGGUACAGCUACGAUUGUUAUAGAGGAGAAGGAGCUUACUGGUUUCCUCAUAGGAUUUGACUGCAAAGCAAAAUAUAUGUUGCAUCUGAUCACGAUGCAGCAUGCAUUCAUUUUCUAUAGCACUUCUACUGUUCAGGAUCACAGGGGGUCUGUCACAUUGAGGGCAAAAAGUGACAACAGUAAGAGCAUCUGCCAUAUGAAACAGGAUGUCGAUUGCGUUCAUCUUGUCUUCUCAAAUAAUUAUGUUUAAAAUUCUUGGUUCAGACCAAUCUUUUUGUUGCGUAAGAAUGGUUUCUUACCUCCUGACACUUCAGCCUUCGUCAGAGCUGUCGUAGCUUCCUGGUGUGACGUGUCUAAAAACAGCUGACCAGGUCGGGACACAUUAUUUAGAAAGUUUUCCCUACCCGGUCUGAACACAAGAAUUUUUAACAUACAAACAAAAUGUCAAUUUAAUAAGGGUAGUACAAAUUGAC